Molecule: messenger RNA, 1705 nt
Organism: Anopheles bellator
Lineage: Eukaryota; Metazoa; Arthropoda; Insecta; Diptera; Culicidae
Exons: 2
Coding region: 88-1113 (341 amino acids)
Source: RefSeq, a predicted model, not a curated record
GCUGGUGGUGGAAAUGGUUCUGCGGGAGUGAUAAUUUUACCUAGUUUAUGAUUACGCGGACCAAACCAGCAUAUUCUCCGGGUGAAGAUGGCGACUUUUCGCCUUUUCGUGGUGCUCGCAACAUUCUGCACGACCUACGGUGCCGAAUACGAUACGUACGAUUUGAUCAGUACGGGCAUCUGCAAAACGCGGCAGUUUUCCAUCAUCGAAUCCCUGUACCCACGCAAGGAACUGCGUACCUUACUUGACUCCAAACGCGGUGCCGUGUUCGAGCAAAGCUGGAAUUCAUCGUCCUUCAAGCGGUUCAGUGAGUGCAAGUUUACGCUACAACCGCCACCCGACAUGGGGCUGUACUUAAUGGUCCGCAAACUGAAUCUGCGGCGGGACGCAAAAGGGAACUGCGUCGAUACGGUGACCGUCAAGCAGAGCAACGAUAAGAAAACGCGCUUCUGCUACACGCCAAAGGAUGUGCCAAGAAGUUUUUCCGACCCACAACAUCUGCGCAUAACGAUCAAGCUCGACCACUACCAGCCACUACCGACCGUGGACGAUACGCUGCAGAUUCAACUGGUAGUCACACCGAAGGGUUCGUGUUUUCGGCUCACGCAAGUGCGAUGCGAUCUUGGUGACUCUACCUCGUGCAUUGACCAUUCGUUCUAUCAAGACCGGACCGUAAACUGUCCCAACUGCGUGGAUGAGGACGAAUGCUCGACGGAGCUGGAGAAGGUUUACGUGACAAACAACCAGAACAUUGCCCUCACAGCGUUAGUAUCGCUCAUUUUCACCAUGGCCGUGUUCGCGUUUUGUCUGCUGUGCCUGUACAAGCACCGGCGUUGCGUUUCUUCGUGCAGUAGCCACAGCGCGGACAGUGCGAGCAGCGGUGGCAGUGGCACCCGAGCACUUCGACAUAACGUGGCCACCGGCGUUCACACUGUAGAACUGCAGGGCUCGUUGAGCGACAUACGGCCAUCAGCACCGCCCAUGGAGGAGAAAGAUCUUCCGCCCAGCUACGAUGCCCUGUUUCCUACCGAAGUUGCCUCUUCCGGAUCUGGUCCGCCGACGGUCUCGGCGGCCACUUCUCCCACCAUACCGAAAGCGUUGGAUGAGCGAUAAAACCGCGAAGAGACGCAAGAAGACGCAGGUCGCAAAUGUGAACGCAUUUCUCGUUACUGUUGGUGUACAUAAGCUUUAACGUAUGUUCUGAUAUCCGCUGUAUCGUGGGACAUCGAAGAUUCGAAUAGGAGAGGUGGUGCCGUCACACGCUCUCCGCCUAGCAUAAGAAUCAAAUGUUUCGUGCAAAUGUUUACUGUACAGUUUUUUAUCCGCAUGCUGCCGAUAACAAUGGCACUUGUUUCGUGCAUUUGCCUUUGCCAGAAGCCGCGUUACCAACAAGCAUUUGCAACGGAGCGAAACUCUCCCUUGAAUCUCCAACGAACGACGGAAGUGCAACUGCGCGGUAGUGCACCGCAAACGUUUCGAGUUCCGAACGAAGGGAGAGUCACACUCGGAACACUGGCGGACACUGGCUGCUGCAGAACUUUUAUCUUCCUGUUGAUCUAUUUAUUUUUAGUAUUCUAUCAACGAGAGAGAACCCUCGCGAGCGGAUUUUCGUGUACAAACCCGCCGGAGAGUUGGUCAACAUCGGUAUUCAAUGCAAAUUAACUUUAAGUCCGACGAAAAUCGGUGGAGUGUUAUUUUAAAAAUA